Messenger RNA from Musca domestica (house fly), 936 nucleotides. RefSeq lists its product as hypothetical. Bases 90 to 896 code for a protein of 268 amino acids. NCBI's taxonomy places the organism in Eukaryota, Metazoa, Arthropoda, Insecta, Diptera, Muscidae. The record is from RefSeq and is a predicted model, not a curated record. The transcript has 2 exons.
UGCCAUCAUCUCAAACAGUCUCAGGAAAUCCUUCGAAUCAGACACAUCAAGACGAAGACACGCGGACAAGCAACAGGAACAUUGCCAAAAUGAAUGGAGUUUUAAAGAGUUUCUUGGUGGCCUUUGUGCUGGUCCACGCUGCGGAUGCUGCUUUGCCCGGUGGCCAUAAUUUAGCCAAUCUGUUCUUCCGUUCCCGUAUGGUUAGCCGUGAUCCUGCUGUGACAAUGGCCUGCUUCAACGAUUAUAUGGUCAAGUCGAACGAUAUCAGUGAAACCUAUAGCGAGGACUACAACCAGUGUUUGGUGAAUGCCAAGGAUGGCCGUAAAUUGAUUGAAGAGGAGAUGAAAGUCGAACGUGGCAAUAUUGUCCAAAGUGCCCAGGAAGUUUGUUCCAGCAUCAAGACCUGUAACAGCAUGAAUUCGACACUGGGUAUCUUUAGCUGUCAUGCUGAUAUUGGCGCCAAGAGCACCAAGGCUGUGUACAGCAUUUCCGGCAAUGCUUCCGAGUACGCCAGCAUUAUGCAUGAGAAAUUCCGCUUGAUCGAUUUGAGACACGACCAAUGCUGCAAGGCCGCCGAACGUAAAUAUGUUGAGGACACCGCUAUGGUCUAUCGUCAUUUGCAGGAUUGUUUGGAGGGUCGUGUUGCCCCUACUACUGCUCUUCCUUCGACCACUACCACCACCGGAGCUCCUAGCACCACCACCACCACAACUUUGGCUCCAACCACCACCACCACCAAGGCCAGCACCACCACAACAACCACUGCCUUGCCGCCAGAUACCACCCUUGCCCCCGAAUCCCCUGUAACCGAUGGUAAUCAAUUGCAGGCCGUAAUUGAACAAACUGCCGGAAAAGCCCAAGAUUUGGCCAAACAAUUGUUGCAAUAUUUUAACUAAUUUUCGUUAUUGAGUGAAUAAAUAUCUAAAGUUAACAGCA